AGCGUCGCCUGUGAAUGGCAGACUUGAAAGAAGAAGAAAAUGGCGGCAAAAUUUUGUUAGAUUCUUUUGUUGUGGUUGAGUUUUGUUUGUCCCCUGCAAAUUCCAAUAAACUGGUCCAUGGCAUCCCUAUUUGGCGACGAUGGUGUGGAUGACCUCUUCAAUGACAAUCUGCCCACGGACACGGAUCAGUUGCCCAGCGAUGGGGAGGGCGAAAAGCUUUUUGCCGACGAUGAGGAAAAUGCCGGAGAACCUGGUAGCCAGGAUGCCCAGAAAGUGGAGCCCAAGAAACGAGCGGUGAGGAAUCCCCGACCCCGACUUACGGUGGAGACACUUCGCGGUCCACGUGGAAUCCAGACCAUCGAAGAUUACUUCAAGGACAUAAAGUUCAAGGGCAAGGGGUAUGAGAAAACCGAUCUCGACGAAGUGAUGCGCCGCCUGCAGCACUGGGGUCAUCGAAUGUAUCCCACAUACACCUUCGACGAUGUGCUUAACAACAUAGAGCGGCUGGGCAAGAAGAAGCCAUUGCAGGUGCACAUGACGCGUUAUCGUCUCGGUCAGCUGGAGGAUAUGCGUGCCCACGAGGCUGAGGCCAUGGAUGAGGGACAGGAUGAUCAGCAGGAAGGGGCCGGCGAUGAGCCCUUCGAUGAGUUUGAUGCCCUGCUGGGCGAACAGAUAGCCAUGUCCAGACUGGCGCCACGCACCCCGCACCAGAGGAAAAUGUCCACUGCCUCGAGCAACAGUACGAUUGCCACUCCCUCAUUCUCUCGAGGCAAUGCAGUAAUGUCCACGCCAUACUCUGCGGUUGAUGCUCCAACCUUCGACCGGAAUGGAGCACCGGUGGCACCAACGUUCGAUCGCAAUGGGGCUCCAUUGGCUUCGCUGGACAUCAGUGACUAUGGCCAGCCGCUGCCUCCUUCACAGCCUCCGACGCCAGCGGCCAAAAAAUUGUCCAACGAGCAGAUGGCCAGGAUUGCCGAGAACCGGAGAUUGGCUCAAGAGCGACUGAAGGCCAAGAAGCUUCAGGAGGCUCAGAAUUCUAGUUAAUGCAAGGCAACGUGCGCACCGAAUAAAUAUUUGUAAUAUAAGAAUGUUUUUUUUGAUAAGAAUUAUCUUUUAAAAUAAAUAUAUUUAAUAAGCGAAUGUGGAAAUUUAAACGAUUUGCAUUUCUUUUUGAUAAAACACCACAUUUCUAUAAAUCCCUGU
Drosophila subpulchrella is the source of this 1203-nucleotide messenger RNA. RefSeq names its product protein TIPIN homolog. The record is from RefSeq and is a predicted model, not a curated record. Bases 118 to 1044 code for a protein of 308 amino acids. Gene Ontology annotation, cellular component: replication fork protection complex; nucleus. Gene Ontology annotation, biological process: replication fork processing; DNA damage response; replication fork arrest. Gene Ontology annotation, molecular function: DNA binding. The transcript has a single exon. Lineage: Eukaryota; Metazoa; Arthropoda; Insecta; Diptera; Drosophilidae.